Messenger RNA from Telopea speciosissima, 929 nucleotides. RefSeq names its product nucleophosmin. NCBI's taxonomy places the organism in Eukaryota, Viridiplantae, Streptophyta, Magnoliopsida, Proteales, Proteaceae. The transcript has 7 exons. The record is from RefSeq and is a predicted model, not a curated record. The coding region runs from base 1 to 912 and encodes 303 amino acids.
AUGGCGAAGAUGGAAUCAAUCAAUGUUCUACUACUCUCAGCUCUGUUAAUUUUGUCAUUGGUACCCAGUUCUUACUCUGCCAAGAAACCAGUUUCUGUCGCUAGGAAGGAAGACAUUCCGUAUAUCAAAUGCCAGGUCUGUGAAAAGAUCGCUAAUCAGCUAUACCAGCAAGUCAAGGAGAAAGAAGCCCAGAUCUCUCCCAAGAAGGUAUCGGAGUUACAGAUCAUCGAAAUAUCUGAGAAUGUUUGCAAUUUAAAAAAACACGAAGCAGAUUGGAUUCUGAAAAUCGACAUAGUGGAGAACGGGAAUAAGUUGGAGCUUGUUGAGCAAGACUCUGAAGGGCAAUGCAAUUCAAAAUGUAAGACUAUAGAGCGGGCUUGUCAGGAGGUCAUGGGGUAUUCUGACACUGAUGCUGCUGAAUAUUUGUUUAAAGCCAAGCCUCAGAUUGAUUCACUUGUAAAUUAUCUGUGUCAUGAUCUUACUAAAGCAUGCUCUGUCAAGCCACCUCCACUUCCUAAGGAUAGGAUUCCAGGUGAACCUUUUGUUCCUAAGUCAUCUAAAGAGGCUGAAAUGGAAAAGAUAUUGAAAUCAAUGGAGGGUAUCCCUGGAGCACCUGGCAUGAAAAUGUACUCAAAGGAGGAUAUGUUGAAUAUGAAGAACUUUGGGGAUGAGGAAGACGAUGAAGAUGAUGAAGAUGAUGAGGAUGAUCUUCCUUCUAAGCUGGGAAAAGUUCUAAAAGAAAAAGAAACCAAAAAGGGAGACUGGAAACAGAAGAUGACCAAAGUAAUUGCAAACACAGGAGCAGCAAUAAAGAGACAAGCAAACAAGGUCUCGUUCAGGGCAAGGCAAUGGUGGUCAGGAAAGAAAAUACAAGCUCCAAAGAAGUCUCAAAAUGCUAAGUCUGAACUGUAGAACCCUGCAUCUCAACU